AUGAUCACCCCAGAAGAAAUGGCAAUAGCUGAUGUCACAAUAGAUCCAAAGUUACUAAAGUAUGUAUCCUUGAUAAAAUGGGCUUCCGAAAACAGUAGGUCCAAAAAACACCAAAAUGAAAGUAACAAUGAGCAGUCCGUUAAAAUAACAUCAUUCAGUGUCAAAGGGUCCGGUGUUGUCAGCGGGGUCAUUGGAAAAAAGACAAGAUUUAGCUUAACAGUCUCUGAUGUUGUUGGGAUGUUUCAUCUUGGUAUUGAUAUUAAGGGUCCUAAAAACGAAGUAUACAGCGAAGAAAUUAUAAGUCUUCGUCAGUCGAAGGAAAUCAUGAUUGGGGCGUAUCAAACACAGCCCAAGCAAGGACGCUUCGCUUCCAUCGAUAACCAUGUCAUGGAGUAUAUGGAAGAUGGAGUAGGAAAUACAUAUGUUCGGUGGAAGAAUUUAAAACUCCUUGGCGAUAGUUCAAUGGUUAGUGUUAUCCCUUUCAACUGCCAGUGUACUGGUGAGGGAACGUUUCAGAUGACAUAUUUGCCAAUAUCCACGGGUAUUCACACGGUUUCCAUCAAAUGGCAGAACCUCCAUAUAAAUGGAUCUCCAUUCAAAGUAAAGAUCUACCAACCACGGGAUAUUACCAGACGGGCCAUAAAAGAUGCUAAAGAUAAGCGCAUUAUAUUCGAAUCUCUUUCCUUAUCGUCGAUUGAAGAGCGUCCUUUUGGACUUUUGAAAAUCAAGUCUGAGGACAAUGUUAAUGGCAGAAAUCAGGGCGAUUCCGAAAUGCCUGGUAGAAAAUCUUCAAGAUCAACACGAAUCAGAAAGCAGUUUACAGUAACCAAACGCCGUGUGAUUCGAAAAGUGAUAAGUCGACAUGGCGAAGAAAUCGUUAUACAAGAAUCUCCAUCCCCAACUCUUUCGCGCCAAAGUAGUAUGACGGAUACUUCAACAGAAGAGGAACAAAUAAGAAAACCCUGCUCACCAUCGCCGCUUCCUAGCCGAAAUAUCAUUCCUCAAUUUAUUAGAACUAAUGUUGUGCGGGAUGUUAGAAAUGAAAUUCCAGAUGGAGGACACAAAGGUUUGCAACAAGGGCCAACGUGUUUAGACCACAACGGAAAAUGCAUGGCGUCGAACAAUUGUGAUAUAAAAGACAUAGGAAUUGAAAAAAAGAACGAUAUUCAAGAAGACACUUCUAAAUCAAAAGAAAAUGCAAAAGCAUCUUGGUUAUGUAAACGUUCUCUAUCAGAUUCAACGCUCAGUAAUACACCUUCCCUUGGGAAUCAGCAAAUUACUUUUCCAGAACGAUUGAUACACCGAAAUGACACAGAUCGUAAACGAUUCCACGCAGCCUUGCAUUCACUGAAGGUUCUACAAUCAGAUAGCUUUAAGAAGUCUUGCUACUAUUUUUCUAAUGAACUUUUCCGCCAGUACUCCUUUAGCAGUACAUCCUCAGCAAGCAGUAAUUCAAAUUCUUCUUUAGGAAAGAUGAAAAAAAAUCUAACUAUGACGCGUUCGCUUCCUAUACUCAAGAAUAAUGUCUAUCCUUACAGCAAAAGAUCAUCCCGAUUGGAAAGGAUUCGAAGGAAUAAACGUUACGCUAUAGACAUACGAUCGCAACAAGAAAGAUCGGUACAAGUCACAACGAUCACGUCACCGUCCACCUCAAGUCUGAGUAGUCUUGCAACUCCUUCAUCAAAUUCUUUUCCGUUUAACGAGACAAAAAGAUGCAAAGAUUCCAUCAAUGACAGCUGCACUCCAGAUAGAAUUGCGCAUUUAUCUUGUAGUCCUCUUCCCAGAAAAACACCGAUAGAAGAAAUUGACAAAUUACCACACAGAGGCAGACGACGAAGUUGGGAACAGAACAUAUCAAAACAAAGAGCUACAACGAUGUAUUGGUUAAACAAUCAGACAACUGACCAUUUUUCAAUUGAUUCUACAGACUCGGACCCUAACUAUUUAGUUGAACAGUCAAUUAUUGGAUCAAAGGAAAUGCAAGAUUGUAAAAGUAUGAUUAAAGAAAACAUAGUAUCCCAUCAACAAAGAGACAGUGCAUCAAAUAUCGAAGGUAGAGAGACCACAAGAGUGUCAUCACAGAAAGCAGGCCUUCAGAGGCAGUACAGCGAAAUGAAAGAAAUGGAAACCGAUUUUACUACGAACGCUAAAAAUGAAUUUAAACAAAUUCAAAAUGAAAGUAAUCACCAAAAAGACAGAACUGGAAACGAUGGAAAUUGUGCAACCAAAUCAAAUCCCACAAUGUUCAAAUCGAUCGUCAUGGUGGCAAGUACUCUGCCGUCAAAAGUUCAUGUGCUUACACCGAAGGCAAAAGCUAACAAAACAACACAAGUACAUGUAGAUGAAAUUCUUCAGGAAACGGACUUCCUAUCUGUAUUUUUAAACUUAAAUAUCAGAAAACGUAAACGUUAUCUUAAAACUAAUGUCGAGAGAAGUACAACUAAGGUAGACAACGCUGACAUUCCUAACAGAGCUAGAAGUUUUUCCGACGGUGCUAUUUAUGGACAACAUCAUGACGAUUUAGAGGAUGAAUAUGAAAACUAUUGUCGGCAGUCAACAAUCGACAGUGGUAUAGCGGAAGAAAAACAAAACAAAAUUGAAGCAAUUCGGUUCCAAAGGAAUACUAACAGGAUAUCAUUACGACAGAAUGGGCAUACCAAAGUCCACCGAAGACCAUACCAAGGACAUAUUGAUUUAGAUCCUAAACUUAUAAUGAGUGGUAGUAAUACCGAUUCCCAGAGUGACGAAAAUGACCAGAAAAAAUCGUUGGAAAGAAGGAGAGUGAAUUCACAUGGUGGAUCUACUAGUUUCUCUGACUCAGAAAUAGCAUCAUUUGAUAAACGAAAAAGACGAAAACGGAGGAAAUUCGGGUCGGCCGUAAAAUUAUCGUCAUGUGUGACCAAAUUUAGGCACGCUAGAGUCAACGGUAUCAAAAGCAGUGUAGAGAGUCCACUUAAAGAAAGCUCAUUACCAGGCAAUGUAAAUGAAAAUCAACGAACUAGGGAUUGCGAGACUGAAUGCAUUGAAUAUAAAAAGCCUUGCGUCAUGUCUGCCAAAAGCGAAAGAGAUACACCCAGCUCUUAUUUGUCUGAUAUCAGUAUCGGUGUAGAUGAUGAAGGCAGAUGUCGUUUAUUACAUUUAUCGGAAAACACUCCAGUAACUUCAAGUGGUAGAAGGAAUAGCAUAGAACGCGACGUGAAUGAUGUAAUGGUAAAUAAAUCGCCAGGAGAUAUAUCGCGAUCUAGUCACGUCUGUUCACCAAAGAAGAUAUUUUAUUCUUCAAAGGAAAUGACCUUAUCAGGGAAGCAAGAUCAACGUUACGUAUCUGCGAUCUGUCACUACGUUGGUUUUGUUAAGCAGGAUAAGAAAUACACAAGCUCUAUGUUUCUGCAACCUGGAAAUGACACUUACCUGGAGCGAACUAGAGACCAGAUGAAUGUUGACUUUGGUGGAGAUAUUGGUGGAAUUGAAGAACAAACGGAUGAAGUUAUAUCAAAUUGCACUGCUGAAGGAGUUGGUCUGACGACUGGACAAGUGGGGAUGAAGAAUAACUUUCAGAUAUGGUGUCAUUCUACAGAGAACAUGGCUGUUUCCGUUACUAUACAUGGUCCUCGUCCUUUUUCCGUGUUGGAGUCCAGUGUUAUUUAUACUGGAGACAACCUGUAUGAGGUCAUAUAUGACGUGGCAUAUCCUGGCUAUUACGUCAUAUGUGUUAACUACGGAGAUGAAGCCAUCGAGAAAAGUCCAUUCUUGGCUAAAAUCACCUAUUAAGUCUACGCCAACCAUCAUCUUAUUGGAUGGUUCUGUGUUGCGAUAUUCGUUCAAUUUCGUUGUCAAACAUUGGGUAUUUCUAUAACGAGCUAACUAAAUAUAGAGUUUAGAAAAAAUGUGCCUUACACGGAGACAUGGAAACAUUGAUUGUGGUUGUGAAUAGUUUUAUGACUAUCCCAUUUUAGCUUAAUUGAACCAAAGGUUUCUUCUUAUUGAAAUGUUUCCGUUGUCGGCGUCAUCGUUGUCGGUGUUGUAAACUUUCUACUAUUUCAUUUUCUCAAGAACCAUUGGACUAAUGUCAACAAAGUUUAUCACAAAAUUCGCCUUGGGUAAAGGGGAUUCAGGUUUGAUUAAAUGAAGAGCUAUCAACCCUUCCAAGGGGGAUAAUAAAGAAAAGGUAAAAUAAAGUGGAGUCAGUUAUGUUAGCUAUAAAUCUAAAUUAUUUUUUUAAAUGUGCUUUUAUGAUAGUUUUUAUGUAACUUUAACCAUAUUCCUUGAUAAAAUUAAAAGUAUUUAAGUUUAAGAUUUUAUAUUUAAUAAAGGUUUGGUUCUAUUGAAUAUACAUCUUCGCAAGCCAAGUGCUCUUAUCUCCCCUGGCAGAUUUCGUUGCGACUGAAAUGCCAUCUAACGGAUCGAGCAAGUUUUCGUUCUUUACGUUAUCUGAUUGGUGAGCGUUGUGGCCCGUGGGUGUA
This is a messenger RNA of Ostrea edulis (European flat oyster), 4463 nucleotides long. RefSeq lists its product as uncharacterized. The coding region runs from base 1 to 3771 and encodes 1256 amino acids. Gene Ontology annotation, molecular function: actin filament binding. NCBI's taxonomy places the organism in Eukaryota, Metazoa, Mollusca, Bivalvia, Ostreida, Ostreidae. The record is from RefSeq and is a predicted model, not a curated record. The transcript has 2 exons. Gene Ontology annotation, biological process: actin cytoskeleton organization.